Molecule: messenger RNA, 828 nt
Organism: Periconia digitata
Lineage: Eukaryota; Fungi; Ascomycota; Dothideomycetes; Pleosporales; Periconiaceae
Source: the annotation of a GenBank genome assembly
CCACCUGUGUACGUAUUUUUUAAGGGGUUGUACGUUGAAGCUACAGUAACACGUCGUCACACAAUAUCUAUUCAUGCCUGCGAAAUGUCAACAUCACCGGUUUGCGACAAAUCUGCGUCCUUAUCUAAUUCAAACCUAUGCGCCCAGGCAACGCCAUGCAAUCCCAAAUUCGGUUGGACGGACUCCAUGUUGAAGGUUCUGCUUGAGACGUUGAUUGAAAAGGACGAGGAAGAGCGGGGGGGCUCUGCGGAAUGCCCUCACAGUAAUUCACUAUGGGCUACAGUUGCAGAGGCAUGCCAGGCUGCAGCACCAAAUCAAUGUCAGGGUCAACCUCCGUCAUUUCCUGACCUCCUCGACAGAUUAUUUGGGGACGACGCCAUGUCGAGUACGCGGGUUGUCCCUCCCCAUGACACCGCUAUAGGGGUUAACCAUGACGAUGUCUUUCGGCCCACAGAAAUCGAAUAUGAAGGGAACGGCUCGCACGCGGAUCAGCAGGACUGCGUUGUUCCCUUCUCCACUGAUGAUAUCCCUAUUCGUACUGCAUCAAACGAGUUUCAGCUGUUUUUGGUAGCGUUCAAAGAGCAUCGUGGGGAUGCUCGAGUGGAAGCUUCAACUCUCGGAAAAGAAUUCUGCGAGAAUCUCCAGUAUAAAGCUCAGGAUCUCGUUCUUUACGCUUUUGAUGAUGUGUUGGAGGCGGAGCGAUUCCUGGUAAUGGGUCCAAAGGAACGUCUUUCUUACGUGGUAUUGACUCUGCACAAUGCGCAGAGUCAUGAGUUAAUAACAACUGAAGAGCUUGAUGAGGCGUUGGAUGCCCUAUGUGGCAUGUAA